Molecule: messenger RNA, 2208 nt
Organism: Colletotrichum spaethianum
Lineage: Eukaryota; Fungi; Ascomycota; Sordariomycetes; Glomerellales; Glomerellaceae
Product: putative 26S proteasome regulatory subunit MTBMA_c13930
Exons: 3
Coding region: 1-2208 (735 amino acids)
Molecular function (GO): ATP hydrolysis activity; ATP binding
Source: RefSeq, a predicted model, not a curated record
AUGGGUCUCAGUCCCAGGGAACUCCUGGAGUAUCAGAACCAGAGGGCUCUUAUCCAGUCACAAAAUGCAAGGAGAUUGUGGUUGGCGAGACAGAAUCCGGACGACCUAGAGGGCACCCAUGCCAGUGCGGAAUCAUCUGGAAGCCUUCACAUUGCCAGUAAGAAUGACUUCAUGACAGAGACCCUUGAGUCUACGAGAUGGCAUGUUUUCCACAGAAUCGAAGGCGAGGAAGCAACCUAUCUUCUGGGACCUUCAUGGACCACCCACAAAUCUGGCAGCAUCCGCCUCAGAGGAAACUUACUAGUCGCCGAUGAAGCCGAGUAUCUUCGCCAAAGGCCCUGCUUGGAUUUUGUCAUAUGCAAAUACUACGAUCAUGCAAGCCAGUUGCAAGCGGCGCAACGGGCCGAAACCGAAAAUAUCGCGUUGCCUCCUCCUAUUCCAGUCACCGAAACCAUCCAGCUGCUUUCCGAGCAAAUGAUCACCGCAGUGGAGGCAUUCCUCAACACUCAGCCUAGUUUCAGAGAACGCUUCCCACAGUGGAUAUCCAAGGAACCCAUCAAGUCUCCGUUCCUGUUCUGGUACUGUUAUCGGUCCGCGGACUGCUUUGAUGGGCUGUCCGAGCCCCACAGGAAGCAACUGCGCCUGCUUACGGGGUGGAUUGACAAGAACUACAACGAGUUCUACACCGAAGCUGAGGGCCUUUUCACAAGUGGCUUCGUCUCGUGUCAAACAAUGCCUUUGUUCUUUCUUCCUGGAGAGGUUGUGGUAUCGAAGCUUGGUACCGCAAUACAAGGCCAUAUUGCUGAAAUGCCCAUCAGCGAAGAAGAUUUAACCAGCAGAAACGUUUCUAAAUGGUGUCUCAGAGCAUGGUCUUAUGCCUUCGAUGGUCGUUUCUACCGCCAGAGCUCGAACCUGUACCUGGAUAUUGAUUUCAGCAACCAUAAAAACGUCAAUAUGACAGAGCUGGCGGUCGUACCUCUACGCUUUUCAAGCAACGAGAUUCGUACAAAGCUCAUUCGCCGUGGAAAGAUGGCGUGGGAAUGUCGCCACAGGGCCUUCUUUUCGCUUUACGGAGAAGGAAAUGAUAUUUUGAAGCAAGGAGAAAGGUAUAUGAUUGAUUUUGGCACCUACGAGCAACAAAACUCCGACUCUCCCAAGUACAAGGAGGUGUACCGGCUGUCUCAUGCUCGUGACCGAAAAGAAUUGGAUGAAUCGGUCAUGGAAUGUGAUGCUGCUCCGCAAGCUCCGGAAAUCUUGGUUUUCCCCCGUACUCUUAUGGGAUACAGUCUGCAAAAGAAUAAGUGGCAAAACGUUGAGCUGGAUAUGGUGCAAAGCAUGUCUUGGAACAGGCAGGCAUUCGACCGAUUAGUGAUAGACGAGGAAAAAAAAGAGCUUAUUCGUGCUCUCGUUACCGACAGCAUUGAACCCAAGGAGAGCACGGAUAUCAUUCAAGGUAGUGGUAACAGGCUCACUAUCCUGCUGCAUGGUAGCCCAGGAACCGGCAAAACCCAUACAGCCGAAAGCGUCGCGGAGAAGGUAAAGAAACCGCUGCUCCAUGUUAAAUGCUGCGAAAUUGGCUAUGAUCCCCAGGAGAUGCAGCGGUACCUCGAGGCGAUCUUUUAUCUAGGAAAGCUUUGGCGCUGCGUGGUUUUGCUCGACGAGGCCGAUGUUUUCCUCGAGCAACGAACUCUUGCUGACCCGGGACGGAAUGUUUUGGUUUCUGUUUUCUUGCGUGCACUCGAAAACUACGAGGGCAUACUGAUUAUGACCACGAACCGAGUAGACGCCUUCGACGAAACCUUCACGUCACGCAUCCAGCUGCCCAUUCAUUACGAGCCCCUCAGCAAGUCGCAACGCCGCAGGAUCUGGGCCAACUUUUUCAACCAAUUGGACCUUCCAGAGCGGAAUGACGACGAAGCCCAGUCGACUACUAAGCAAAACAAACGAAAAUUCGAAGGAGCGAGAGGCAUCGAUAUCGACAAUCUUGAACGCCACCUUGCCGAACUAGCCGAGGAGGAGAUGAACGGCCAUCAGAUCCGCAAUGCCAUUACGAUGGCCAGACAACUGGCCCGAUUCAAAGAAGAGAGGAUGUCGUAUAAACACUUGGAGCAUGUUAUCAGGAUUUCCACAAGGUUCAACAAACAUCGUGGAAAGGCUCGGGAUGACUGCGCGAGUGAGCGAAUGUCGUGGGAAGAUGGGCGUCGGUAG